AUGGGGAUUGAGAAGAUUUUUUAUCUGAUUGACCUCCUCUCGUUAGAACUGCCUGACGAUCAGAAACUGACAAUCUCAUCGGCCUGCAAGUCUCUGACCCUCCAUACAGAAGCCAGUUUCAUAGAACCAGUCACUGAGAUAAUCAGAUGCUGGGUCACGCUGUUUAAAAAUUUCAACUACGAGACCUUAUUUACGAAUUGUUCCACUGACGUUGUCGAACAGUUGAGAGAGAGAUUUGCAAGCAAAGCGUCGAACAAUUCCAACUAUGACAACAGCAACGACGUCGCCGCUAACGAUGGCGGCUUCCUUAAGAUGGAUGAUGUUGCGCAGUUUGAGAACUACUCUCUGUUGUACAGAUGCAUGUGUGAUUACUAUGAGGUUCCAUGCCUGGAAGAAGUUAUAUGGGACAUUGAGACGAUUUACUGCUUGAAUGCUUCUAAGGAAUUUGAUUUUCGAGAUUUUGAAAAUCUAGAAACCAGGAACAACACGUGGUUCACCGGUAUUAACUUAUCCAACAUCAAACUUGUGAGUCCUUCAUUUCUGCUUUCAUGUUCUACCUGUUAA
Molecule: messenger RNA, 564 nt
Organism: Helobdella robusta
Lineage: Eukaryota; Metazoa; Annelida; Clitellata; Rhynchobdellida; Glossiphoniidae
Exons: 6
Coding region: 1-564 (187 amino acids)
Source: RefSeq, a predicted model, not a curated record